AUGGGCGCAGAAGAUAAUCGAAAAGAACAAGAACCAGGGUUGUUAGAUCUGAAAACCUUGAAAGUGAUUUCUGUUAUCGGUAGAGGAGCGAAAGGUGUAGCUUUUCUUGUUAGAAAUGAAGAAACAGGGGAAAAUCUAGCUUUGAAGGUAAUCUUGAAGGCUUUGAUCGAGAAGAAGAGCAAAGAAAAUGGAGAUAAAGAAGAUGGGUCUUCUGUUUACAAACGGAUCUGGUUCGAACGAGAUGUAUUGAAGUCGUUUCAGCAUCCAUUGCUUCCGAGACUGAGAGGAUUUGUGGAAACAGAUAAGAUCAUUGGUUUGGCCAUGGAUUACUGUCCUGGUGGAGAUCUUAACUCUCUUCGGAAGAAACAGACUGAGAAGAUGUUCUCCGACGAAAUUAUCAGGUUUUAUGGAGCAGAAUUAGUUCUUGCAUUGGAGUACUUGCACGGAUUAGGGAUUGUUUACAGAGAUUUGAAGCCAGAAAACGUAAUGAUUCAAGAAAAUGGUCACCUGAUGCUCGUUGAUUUCGAUCUCUCAACGAAACUUUCUGCGAAAUCUCCUGAACCUCGUCAGAUUCUUCGAUUGAACACAACGAAUUCUGAAACCAAAUCCAUCACUUACAAACGAUCUCUAUCGCUUUUCCACUGCUUUGGUUCUGGUAUUUCGCAUGUGGACUCGGACUCUUGUUUUACCGAGUCACGAGAUACAACGAGUCAGAGUCCCGAUUCGAUGUCCACAUGUGAAACUGAGAAAUCUAACUCGUUUGUUGGCACAGAGGAGUACGUCUCUCCUGAGAUCAUCCAAGGGAACGGUCACGAUUUCACAGUAGAUUCUUGGUGCUUAGGGGUUGUCCUCUACGAGAUGCUUUAUGGACGGACACCAUUUCGAGGGGCCAAUCGCAAAGAGACGUUCUUUCGUGUUCUGGUAAAGUCGCCGGAGCUUGUUGGAGAACAAACGGCUCUAAGGGAUUUGAUCGGAAAACUGCUGGAAAAGGAUCCGACGAAGAGAAUCUCCGUUGAGGGAAUCAAGGGUCAUGAUUACUUUAGAGGCGUAGAUUGGGAAUCUAUUUCUCAGAUAUCUAGGCCACCGUUUAUUCCCUUACGACCUGAAAGGGAUAUGCAAGGGAUUAAGGCAAUUGAUGUGGAGUUAUUUGUACACGGGAUUUUUGCUGAUGAAGUUGUUGGGAGUAUUAAAGGUUCAGUAAAUUUGGACGAGAAUAACAAGAAGAAAGAUGAAGAUGAUAAAGAAGUCUUGGUGGAGGCUUUGAAAAAUUCUUCAAAAGGUCCUGACUUUUCUGUUUUCUAA
Messenger RNA from Telopea speciosissima, 1302 nucleotides. RefSeq names its product serine/threonine-protein kinase OXI1-like. Gene Ontology annotation, cellular component: nucleus; cytoplasm; plasma membrane. The coding region runs from base 1 to 1302 and encodes 433 amino acids. Gene Ontology annotation, biological process: protein phosphorylation. The transcript is spliced from 2 exons. The record is from RefSeq and is a predicted model, not a curated record. Gene Ontology annotation, molecular function: ATP binding; protein serine/threonine kinase activity. Lineage: Eukaryota; Viridiplantae; Streptophyta; Magnoliopsida; Proteales; Proteaceae.